AUGACGCCUCCGCUGAUCAAUAGGAGUUGGGAAUUGAAUACAAAUGUGACGGACGCCUUUGUUAUAGUGACUGCUUGUCAGGUAGAUUGUGUGCGUUGCAUCUACAUGAGAGGAAUAACAGCUCAUACCCUGCUGCAUGCUGCAUCGGCUCUGUCGGCAACCCUGCGCACAUAUCAAGCGGCGGCGUGUGACGACCAGCCAGUGAGCAUGCGGUGUCCGAGUGGCACCAGCAUUUCGGUGCAGGUCGCCCAGUACGGCAACAAGGACAAGCCACUCGCCAGCCUCUGCCAGCACCAUCAAAACAGCAACAACUACAACACCACGUCUUGCUCUUGGCCCAGCAUAUUGCAGUACUCUCUGUUGCAGACUGUGGUGGAGGCCUGCCAAAAGAAGAGGAACUGCCGCCUGCAGCCGGCGCCCAACACCACCUGCCCCGGCACGCAUCACUACGUCGAGCUCGCCUACAAGUGUCGACCUUCCUCCAAACAGCCCAAAUGGAUGGAUGCCUAUCUAUAG
Nilaparvata lugens (brown planthopper) is the source of this 516-nucleotide messenger RNA. Its product is annotated as protein eva-1-like. The transcript is spliced from 4 exons. The record is from RefSeq and is a predicted model, not a curated record. Gene Ontology annotation, molecular function: carbohydrate binding. Bases 1 to 516 code for a protein of 171 amino acids. NCBI's taxonomy places the organism in Eukaryota, Metazoa, Arthropoda, Insecta, Hemiptera, Delphacidae.